AUGAAAAAGGGGACGCUUAAUGUUACAGUUUGAGGUUGUUUUUACUUUUCACAUGAACAUCACCUUUUAAAUUAACGUAUAUGUUCCGUUUUGAUCGUUCUUUGGAAAUUUUGCAAAAAAGGUUUAACAAAACUUUUACGAUUACAUGAGCAGUCACUGUUUCUGGAUCACUUUAGUUAACGUAUUGACGUUCAAAGUUAUGGUUUUUUCUUAUGCGGGAUGGAAUGCAAAAUUGUCAGAAGAUGACUUUCGCCAGGAAUAUAUCGAUUAUCACUGCAAAACAGUUAUCCCGAAUUCGUAUUAUCAAAGAGGUGAUAACGCGGUAUAUUACCUGGCGGAUUGUUUUUUUUCGCGCAAGUUUUGGACCAAGUUUACGUGGACGGGUGUCAGCAAAGGUGCAACCCCAAAAUCUCGAAGAGGUUUUCGGGAAUUUGGAAAUGUCCUCCAGUUAUUUUUUGAAAUUACUGUAGUAGGAGAUCCAACUUAUUCGAAAGAAAAACUACAAAAUUUUAUCCAAAACCGGCUAUUUCGUUACUCAAAAACUAGAGCCGAUUCUAAAUUUUUGCGAAAAUCGACGAUACGACCAAAACGAGCUACUUCGAACAAAAGAGAUGCCUUGACGACGGAUCAGAUUGACGAAGAGAUGGAGAUGGAGGAAGCAGAAGAAGUUGAUGAACAAGUUGAUGAAGUUGAUGAACAAAUGAGUGAAUAUCUCGAAGACGAAUCUAGAAACAGUGAAUAAAAACGAUUUUACGAUCCUUUA
Molecule: messenger RNA, 763 nt
Organism: Uranotaenia lowii
Lineage: Eukaryota; Metazoa; Arthropoda; Insecta; Diptera; Culicidae
Exons: 3
Coding region: 146-742 (198 amino acids)
Source: RefSeq, a predicted model, not a curated record